AUGGCAAGUGGGGGGCACGCCCCUCACCCCGUCGUUCCGCCUGACCGCCCCCAGUCUUGGGCGCAAGUUGCGUCCUCUAACCCUCAUUCUUCAGACACUUCCCCUCUACAAAACCCCCUUCUUCUAGCCAAACUCAAGAGCUCUACCUCGCAAUUUGUUCGAAUUGAUGGUGAUGCCUUGGCCCGUGCCCAUCUGAAGUUUCAAAACUCCUUGUUCGGUAAGUUUUUUGGCAAGCCACCUCCUUUCGAUCAGGUAAAGGCCUUUCUCUCUGCUAAGUGGUCGCAAUUCGGUGAAGUUCUUAUCUCCGAUCUUCCCAAUGGUUUUUUGCUGCUCCGUUGUGACUCCCAUGAUACUUUGAAGCAUCUUCUUUGUGAUGGACCUUGGUCAAUUAAUGGUAUUAUUCUUCAACUUUCUCCUUGGGAGCCUUUCUUUGAACCUGCUUUUGCCAAGCUUUCCACUGCCGCUGUUUGGGUUCAGUUACACAAUCUCCCUGUUGAGUUCUGGGAUGGUAAUUCCCUGGAGAUGGUAACCGCCCAUCUGGGUAAUCUUUUAAAAAUUGAUGAGCUAACUGCUUCUUUGUCUAGAUCUAAGUUCGCUAGGGUUUGUCUGGAGAUUGAUCUUGCCAAACCCCUGAAUCGUGGUUUUUGGAUUGGUGACGAAUCACAUCGUGUCUUCGUCGUUGUUCUUUAUGAAAGGUUACCUACUUUUUGUUAUUCCUGCGGCGUCAUAGGUCAUGGUUCUAAGAAUUGUUCUCAUUCAACGACAACAGGGGAUCUUUGGUGUCCCUCCACCCCUAGCUUUCGGCGUGGGUCGUGA
This is a messenger RNA of Dioscorea cayenensis subsp. rotundata (Guinea yam), 816 nucleotides long. RefSeq lists its product as uncharacterized. The record is from RefSeq and is a predicted model, not a curated record. The coding region runs from base 1 to 816 and encodes 271 amino acids. The transcript has a single exon. Lineage: Eukaryota; Viridiplantae; Streptophyta; Magnoliopsida; Dioscoreales; Dioscoreaceae. Gene Ontology annotation, molecular function: nucleic acid binding; zinc ion binding.